GACAGAACAAUAUUAUAUGAUAAUAUUUUCCUUUCCAGUCAUUCUCUGUGCUUAGCAUGCGAGGUGCACAUAGCAGGCUUGUCCAGCCGUUAAGGAGUAUGGUUGAAUAACCUUGGACCCCCUUGUGAAAACUGGUGAAGAUCUUCAGGUCAUGCCAUACCUGGCUCACACAGCUAAUCUUCAACUCGCAGGAUUUGCUUUUGCCACCGUGGGCUGGAUUCUUAACUCAAUAACUACUGGACUUGUCCAAUGGAGAGUGUGGCACGUGACUAAUACCACUGUUAUAACCUCUGGCAUUGCAUGGAUUGGCAUCUGGAGAACAUGUUUCUUCAGUCAGGUCCUGGACUCUUCAAACCAAGAAACCAUGUUCUGUCAAGAAUUCAGUGUCACGGACGCCUUUGUACCCAAAGAGAUCUUUGUUGCUCAAGGUCUUAUGGUUGUGGCCAUUAUAUUAGGGGCAGCAGGAAAAGCUUUUUCUGUUUGGGCACUAAAAAACAUUUAUCAAGGAUCAUCUCGUAUGCAUUUUAUUCGUUACUGGUUUACAUUAGGAGGAAUCCUGAAUUUACUCUCUAGUCUUUGUAUUAUAAUUCCAGUGGCUUGGAAUCUCCACUCAGUUGUGAACAAUGUUAGUAUAUAUUUUCCAAGUUCAUAUGAUAUGCCAUCUAGCCCAGAAAUGCAGGAAGUUGGAGCUGGUAUUGCGGUCGGAAUAGUCGCCGCAGUCCUCCUAUUCCUAAGUGGAAUUUUUUUUCUCUCUUACAAGUUACCGGACAGUUUUGAUUGUAAAGUUCAUCCACUUUCCAAAUUCUCAGACAAUUUCAGCAUAUCCUCAGGGUUUUCUUCAAGAUCUUUAAGCCUUGCAUCCCGAAACUUUUUUGCAGAACCUAUACUUAACUGCGAUGGGAUUUCCAACAAAGCCUAUGAUUCAGAGCUCGAUGACAAGCUGUGAAUUUAUGCGUCCUUUUGAUAUUUAAUGGUGUGCUGUAAUAAAAACCAUUUAAAUUAAUAUCACAGAAUAACUGCAAGGACAAAUGAAGAGUUUUCAUCUUCAAGGAAAAUGAAAUAAUGUGACAGUUUGAACUUCAAAGACCCGUAUCUAAUGUUUAACGCAAAGACAUCUUUAAUACAUUUAAUUGGGAUAUUUAUUGUUAUUCAGCAUUUUCAUUUUGUGUGAAGUUGCUUACUGUAUUGAAGUAUUAUAUAUAAUACUGUGCUGAGAAAUCAUAUUUUUGUAGAUUGGAUGUUAUUAUUUUGUCAAAAUGGUGUGUCAAGAAACAUAAUGUUUACAGAAUAGCUGCUUUGUGGGAAAUUGCAAUAACAAUGUAUAUGCCAAUAGUGACACAGAGUGGUAGGAGCAAUAAACAUUUGCUUAAACAAAGUAAUAACGCUCACCUAACGAAUAAAUGAUAUAUUUUUAUAGGUAAGUCGAGGCAAAUACUUGCCAAUCGACUGAUGGUACUCUAAACAAGACACGCAUGUUGCUAUAGAUUUACACUGUGGAUAUAUACAUUUUUUUACAUAUACAGCCGAUUUAAGGGUUUAUAUAAUUUUAACUAACAGAGUUUCACAAACCAGUUAUUUUUGCAUCUAUUUUGCAAUCUGGAAUUUUUAAUAUAAUUUUUUAGUAUAAUUUGCAAACUUAUAUAUUAAUGCUAUACUGGGAUGUUUAGUACAUGUAUUUUCAUCUGCUAUCCCCUUAUCUCUCUAGUACAGGCAUAGUCAACCUUCGGCACUCCAGAUGUUUUUGACUACACCUCCCAUGAUGCUGUGCCAGCAUUAUGGGUGUCAGAGCAUUAUGGGGGAUGUAGUCCACAACAUCUGGAGUGCUGAAGGUUGCCUACCCCUGCUAUAUGUGUGGCUAGGACUGCAUAAAUAGAAACAAAAGUGAUUUAACUCCUAAAUGUCAGAGUAUUGAGCCGGCAGAGCUAAGAUCUAUACACCAUAACUGCUUUCUACAAUACAUACUGUAUAAUAUUA
Pelobates fuscus (common spadefoot toad) is the source of this 1974-nucleotide messenger RNA. RefSeq names its product claudin 34 (gene CLDN34). Gene Ontology annotation, biological process: bicellular tight junction assembly; cell adhesion. The record is from RefSeq and is a predicted model, not a curated record. Gene Ontology annotation, cellular component: bicellular tight junction; plasma membrane. Gene Ontology annotation, molecular function: structural molecule activity. NCBI's taxonomy places the organism in Eukaryota, Metazoa, Chordata, Amphibia, Anura, Pelobatidae. Bases 152 to 946 code for a protein of 264 amino acids. The transcript has 2 exons.